UAGCUUUUGUUGCCUAGCACCACCACACAUCACAACGUAUGCCUCUCGCUGUCUGUGAAACAGGAUCAGUACAGCCCCACACUGCAGCCAAACAGAACUCAUCCCACAUUAGAGACCGACUGGGAAGAGACAGACCCACAAACACAAAGCAAGCAGCCAUGGCCUCAGAACUGGAGCUUCACUUCUGUGAAGACAGCCAUCUUACAGAGUGCAUGAGGCUGCGGGCUCAAAGCGUGCAGGACAGGAACCAGACGCGUCAGGAUGGUGAGAAGCUGCUGCGGCCCAAGGAGUAUGUGUACCGGCUGGAGUUCACCGAGCAGAAGCUCAAGUUCCAGAAGUGGAACAUUCAGCUGGGCGUCCCGGGGAAGAUCAUCAUCACAGGCACCUCCCAGCACUGGACACCCGACCUCACCAACCUCAUGACCAGGCAGCUCCUGGACCCUGCUGGGAUCUUCUGGAAGAAGGAGGGGGAAGACCAGAUCCAGUGCUACGAGGCAGACGCCCAGGAAUUCGGGGAGCGGAUAGCGGAGCUCGCCAGGAUCCGAAAGGUGAUGUACUUCCUGGUGACGUUCGAAGACGGCACAGAUCCAGCCAACAUCAACUGCUCAAUAACUUUCAAAGUGUGAUUGGCGAAAUAUUUUUCACUUGCUUACUUUCUUACUUGUUUGUUUGUUUACUUAUUUUAACUUGCUGCAGUGGGAAGGGUUUUCUUGCUGUGUUUCUCCGCCUACAGUAGACGUCCUGUAUGUAAUUCUAUCGAAUAUGUUUCUUUGUGCUUUAAUGUUUGAAUGCUUGAAUAUGCACAUUGUGCAACUGGGACUAAAAAACUGUGAUUGAACCUGCUCUAAUACAAAUAGGCAUACAGUGAAAAAAGCACAGAGUAAUAACAAGCAAGCUUUCUGUAUACCGCUUCUGCUCUAAAUGCAGAAUGUAUUAUGUUUGCCCACAGUUUGAUGUUUUUGUUUGUUUGUUUUUGCAGAGUAUAUAGCAGAAAUGUAUCUGUUCCGUGUUCUGAAUAAUUCCAGCACCAGUUUAUUAGAAAUAUGCUUAAGAUGACACGUUUCUAUUUUUAAGCUUACGUAAUAUUAUAUAUAUAUAUAAAAGUACAAAUAUAUAAUUGUGAAGCAGCUGCAUUAAAGUAUAUGGCAGAUUUACUCAUCUAAUAUAAACUGUAUUUAUGAGAACAGUCCUUGAUCUGUGUGCGCCAGUAGACCAGCUGUUAAACACCACUACUGGAAAAGGCUUUGGAAGCAGCAAGCUGGUGACACUUUGAUGGUAUUGAUUGUAUUUCAUGACAUGUCCCCUCAAGGCGCUAAUUACAAUGGAGUACUCCACAGGGAGAUUUUAGUGAUGAAAAAAUCAUCCCGCUUGGCUUGUUUGCAUCCUUCCCAAAUUCACAGCUACAACAUUCUGAAUGUCAAACAUUUCCAGGGCUCCAAAAUAAAAAUUACCCUCAUCUCUCAAUACUCACUUUGCAAAUAAUGCAGUACAAAGAAAAUGCCUGUAUCAUUAUAGUGUAAUGUGUUAGGUUUCUUUUUUUUUUAGAUUAAAAAGGUGUUUUUUUGUGUGCAUUUUUUUAAAACAAGCUCACACAGUUAAGAUAUUAAAACUAUACAUGACACAUUUGCAUAUGACCAGAACUAAAACUACAAAACAAAAAACUACGAAAAUGAUAUUCUGAUUAUUGUAAAAACGUGUACACAUUACUUGUAAUGAUCAAUUAUACCGGUGCUAUCAAAAGUGUGAUUUCUAAUUUAUAAAACAAUGAAUCUGUCAUUGUAAUGUCAGUUCCAGUAAACGAGACACCAAGAUAAACAGAAAUAUGCAAUAUGUUUUUUUUUUUUUUUUUUAUAAAUCAUGAAGGUCUUUAUUUCUUUCAAUGUCAGUUUCCCUUUAGAAAAUGACUGGUAUUUGAAUUAGCCCUGAACUCCCUGAAAUUUUAAAACUAGUGCAAAAAUAAAAUAAAAAAUAAAGCUACUAGAAACUGCAAGUACAUAUGUGGUGUCAUUACUUCAUAGAUCUCACUUCCAAUUAUAAAAGGCAUACACAUUAUGGUAAACGUGAAUUAGAACACCUUUACUUUCAUUGCUGAGGGACUUCUAAAGAACUACAAAUCCCAGAAUCCUCCUGCUUUUGCUCCCCAUUGCAGUACCAUAAACAAUCACAGCUGUUUGCUAUGACUGAUGUGUUUUCAAUGUCUCUGCAUUCCCAAUGGGCCCUCUUGCAGGAAGUGCAGCAAUGAAAUAUUUUUCAGGGAGCCAUCAGUCCAUUUUACCCAUUAAUGCUGUGAAUAAAGUAACAUUACAAAAUCCAAAAUGCACCUUUACUCUGAUGUGUUCAUUAAGUAAUGUAGUUGUACAUUUUAAAUGUUGUAAACUCUAAAACAAAUAGAACACAUUUUCUCUUGAGCAAAUGCAAAAAAACCCCUGUCCCUUUGAACUACUGUACAUGUACCAAUGUCUUGUAUAAAUACAACUGUAGAUUCACAUCAAUGAUCUGUAACCCUACAGUACUUUUAGAUACAGUCAUGCAAUAAUACCCAUGGAAAAUAGAACAGUCGAUUGGAGAAAGAAUUCUAUUAUUGUGUCAUAUUGUGUUCUUCUAUAUUGUAUGUAAUAGAAAGUGUAAUAGGCCUUUGUUAUACGAUUGAAUAGAUGUAUAGUGCACAGCCUACAGAGCCUUUUAUUUUGGGUUUCGUAGAAAUUCAGGAACUGUAAGCCCACGGUACUGGCAGACCGAUAAAUACAUGUAAAUUGCGUUACUGUGCCUUUAUUAACAGCAUAUCAUUGCUUGUUUUAAACGGGAUGUCCUUGCGAGAGGGAGACCAUUGGAAAUAACUGAUAAUAGGCCGAUUAGGGGGUACUGUCUGCAAGCUGCAUAUUUCAGAUUAUUUUGCAAGGUCAGACACUGGGGAUUGUAUGCUGGAGCUUCAAUGUACAUUAAACGGUGCAGUUCUGAGGAAUCACAGCCAUUGGGACAUAUGGGAUUUUAUAGAGAUGAAUAGAUACAGAAACAGACAAACAAACAAUUCAUAGUUGACCCCAGUUCUUAGAAAAUCUAUACAUUGUACCACUACACUUGUGAGACAGGCUGCUCAUUAAAAAAAUAAGCGUCCAUAUAUUCAGAAUAUGGAAACUGAACACAGAUUUGGCUAUGCAGUACCAAAUAUUAGCACUAUUAUGUGUUGUGUUUUCCCCAAGAGCAGCAAAACAAAAGUACAAAACUGAUCUAAAAUCCCUUACUUUCCAGUAAAGCACAGCGGGUUUCUCUUGAUCAUUCAGCUAGAUUAUAGAUUUCACACAAAUAUUCCCUUCAGUGGCACCAUGUACUGUCUGAUGUAAUUCAGGUCCGAGGUGAGUUUGUAUUUCUCAACAGACAAUAAUUACUAGAGAGCAUUCUAAGUGGCUUCAGAUUCUAAGUAACAAGUUCUCUUGGGGUGGCGCAGGGUAUUUCUGAGAGGGAGCACUGAAACUGAAUCUGAAAUCAACAAAACACCUUUUAUUGAGCAGGUCUCUAUUACAGCUUUAUGGCAAUUUGCCAUGUUCUGGUGUGUUUCAAUUAUCUGAAAUAAAAACACAUUGGAAAUGUGAAAGAACGGCAAGUUAUCAAAAGUGCCCAGCCAUUUAAAGUGGAGAUAUCAAAAACACAAGCCAAGUUUCAAGAAACCAUUGGGGCAACCUUGCCCAGCACAAGGCAAAUAGGCACACAUAGGUAAAACCGAUGGGGGUCAAGGUUGCCCCAAUUGUUUCUACUAACUUGGCUUGUGUUUUUAAUGCAAGUUCGAUCUGCUUUUAUUGUGCCUGAAAAACACAAGCCAAGUUAGCUGGUUCUUAUAUAUAAUGUGUGUGUGUGCUAUAGUAUGUAUGUUCAAUUCAAUGAAAGUGUCAUUCAAAUCAACUACAUUUUUGCAAACAGAAAUAAAUCAUUUAAUAUGAAUGAUAUAGGACGUCAAAAUAAAAGUGUUCCCUAGUAUAUUUCCAUGUUGACAAUACAAGUUAAUUGUCAUUAAAACUCAGAUGCCCUGUAAUAUACAUAUGCAUGGAUAAAG
This is a messenger RNA of Acipenser ruthenus (sterlet), 4048 nucleotides long. RefSeq names its product olfactory marker protein. Lineage: Eukaryota; Metazoa; Chordata; Actinopteri; Acipenseriformes; Acipenseridae. The record is from RefSeq and is a predicted model, not a curated record. Gene Ontology annotation, biological process: sensory perception of smell; signal transduction. The coding region runs from base 39 to 626 and encodes 195 amino acids. The transcript has a single exon.